Messenger RNA from Pseudozyma hubeiensis SY62, 2781 nucleotides. RefSeq names its product phosphatidylinositol 3- and 4-kinase. Bases 1 to 2781 code for a protein of 926 amino acids. The transcript has a single exon. Gene Ontology annotation, biological process: phosphatidylinositol phosphate biosynthetic process; Golgi organization; endosome organization. NCBI's taxonomy places the organism in Eukaryota, Fungi, Basidiomycota, Ustilaginomycetes, Ustilaginales, Ustilaginaceae. The record is from RefSeq and is a predicted model, not a curated record. Gene Ontology annotation, cellular component: endosome; lysosomal membrane; fungal-type vacuole membrane. Gene Ontology annotation, molecular function: 1-phosphatidylinositol 4-kinase activity.
AUGGCUACACUCGAGGAAGUUGAGCGGGCGCCUCUGCUGUCCCGGCAGGCCGGAGCUAGCGACGGUCAAGGUGGCUCUCGCCCCCUAGAAAGCUUCAAAGGAGACGAUCUGGACUUCGACGCACGAUUGCGCAAGUGGAAGGCCGCAGUCGCUCGCAAGUUUCGCGGCAAAGGUGACCGCGAUACAAAGCCGACCCUCCUCAUCACCCAGUUCGACGGCCCUGGCCUGGCUCAAGCCGUUCUCGACGACAAACACGCCGCAGCUCGCGACAAUGAUUCGCACGAAGCUACAUCGAUGUCCUCGCAAGAGUUUCAGCGUCAGGUGGAACGGGUCAAGCAUGCGAUCAAGUGCGGCAUCUAUCCAAAGAUGAUCACCACCGGCUCAAGCGGUUCCUACUUUGUUCGCGUCAUCGACGAGCCCGCCUCCCAUCCGCAAUUAGAGGCCUCAUCCUCGCAGCCGCCAUCGCUAACCACCGUCGCCGUCUUCAAGCCCAAGGACGAAGAGCCGUACGGCAAUCUCAAUCCGAAACGCCAAUUUGCACGCAAGUACCUCUGGUGGGCCAUGGGCAGACCUUGUCUGAUUCCUAACUUCUCUUACCUCUCCGAAGUCGGCGCUUCAUAUCUCGAUGCUCGUUUGGCGCUUCGCAUGGUUCCGAGGACCGAGCUUGUCGAGAUAUCCUCACCCUCCUUCCACUACGCAUACAAUGACCGCCUCGCUUUCGACAGAGACCGCGUGCCCCUUCCCGACAAGAUCGGAAGCUACCAGACUUUUCUCAGAGGCUACGUCAACGCCUCGGAGUUCCUCAGAAGGCAUCCAUGGCCGUCGCGCGCUCGCAGUAGAACGUUGCUGAUGCGCGACAUGGACGACGAGAGCCGAGCCCACAAGGUCAGCCGCAAGAAGGAGCGAGCACGGCUGCGCAACUGCGGCGUGGCCAUCAAGCGCUCCUUGCUUUGCCGGCCUUCAUGGGAUGACCUCUACGAUCAAGAUGAGCCGGAUCUUUGCCAUCCGUCCUUGCCCCGAGACUCGCCCGUGGACGGUCAAGAUGCUCUUUCCGAUCAGCCCGAUGUCUUCUACUGGACACCAAAUCGAAUGGAGCAGUUUCGUCUCCAGCUCGAGAAGCUCGUCGUCCUCGAUUUCCUCAUGCGCAACACCGAUCGCGGCUUGGACAACUUCAUGAUCAAGCACGACCCGGAAAGGGACGAGAUCAAGAUCGGCGCCAUCGACAAUUCCCUGUCCUUUCCCAUCAAGCACCCCAACGAGAUCCGGCAGUAUCCCUUCGGCUGGUUGUUUCUCCCCAGCGAUCUUAUCGGAUUGCCCUUUUCCGACGCCACACGCGACCACCUCUUGCCCAUACUCAACGAUCCCGUCUGGUGGCAGCGCACUUCUCAAGGGCUUCGCAAGAUCUUCGAGAAGGAUCCCUACUUUGACGAAUCAAAAUUCGAGAGGCAAAUGAGCGUCAUGCGAGGUCAAGGUUGGAAUCUCGUGCAGAGCUUGCAGGACCCCGACGAGGGUCCUCUCGACCUGUGCGCGCGCGAAAAGAAGCUGAUACGCCAGGAAGUGCAGGAAUAUCCUAUUGACAAGCUCGAAAGGCUGCAAGGCCUCAAGGUCCCGCUGGACUCGAACGCCCAAGUGGUGCCCGUUUUGGGCGCGUCGCGAUCUCCAGGCUUCCCGAACCAAGCGACGUCCAAACCUGCCAUAUCACGAACGAUCUCUUCCGGCGUAGUCGAGAGGGAGAGAAGGCCCAUCGGAAUGCGGGCGUCCGAGUCGUACAAGAAGGCUCUCCUUCGAGCAUCAGGUGGCCAGGUCACGCUAGACUCGGAAGAGGAGCUCGUCGAGGAGGGGGAGGCUGUGGUGUCGACGGGCGUGUCAUCGUCGCUACCACACACUUCGACUUUUGAGGACAACAUGCAAGCUGAAGCAACCUCGGAAGGGGUGCACUCGGGCUCACCCAAGUCGUCGCGUCCGCAGACGGUGCGGCAUCAACGAUUCGCUUCCGCGCAGGACGUCGGAUCCUUUUCUCGAAGACAACGCGACAUAGCUGCAGGAAGCGCCAGGCAGUUCGACGUCAACAACGACAGCGUCCUUGGCCGAACUGGCAUUGAGGUGCUCGAGGGACUCGACCGCGAACGAAAGCAGGGCACGAAACUCACCUUUUUCCGCAACCGCAAGCGUUCAAGCACCAUCUCCAACGAUGAUGCUGCGAACCUGGCGCAGCCCAAAAGGCCUUCCGCCACUCAGCGCCAGAGCUCCGAGGACGCUGGCAGGAGCGAGAAUGACAGGAGCUACGACCUUGCGAGCUCGAUCGUCUCCGAUCCCGGGGCUCGCAUCAACGGUGCUUCGCGCUGGCCUAGGUCGAGGUCAGCUUCGAGACCAGCAGAAGGCAUGUACGGAUCCUUGUACGACUUGCACAGCCAAGGCGAGGUGCUUUCUGAAGAAGAAGAGGAGGACGAUGACGAAGCUCGCGAGCGGCAAAGUAAGACGCCGUCCACAGGGUUGGUCAUCCGUUCGAGGCAAGGAGGAGUCGUGCCGACGAUCGAAUCUGUUCUUCGGCAGGGAAGUGGCGUCGGCGGAUCCUCAAGUGACACGGGCAAGGACAAAGAGACAAACGGGAAAGCAUUCAGGCCGCACAUUCCACAUCCCACUGCGGUCAGACCAUCGGCCGAAAACUCGAAUCGUGAGGACAGCACAGAGCCGACCUCGGACUCUUCCAAGGGCAUCGUCAAGGUGAUCGUCGAAAAGAUGUCGUCCGACACAAAGCAGGCUUGGCUCAAGUGGAUCUAG